UUUCCCUGGUUUUUUUACUAGGUGUUGACUCCAUCGCCGGAUUUUCCGGUGGUGAAAAAUCCGGAAUACAAUUAAUAGUGGUGAUGGUUGCUAUCACGGUGUUGUAGAAUUUGUUUGGUGAUUUCUGGGUUUUUGUUCUGAGACUCUCAAAGCUGGUAAUAACACUUUUCGUUCUCACUGCAGGAGGCGGGGCUUAUUCUUGCUAUAGAUAUUGAUCUGGACCAAUGACCAUCGCCCAAAAUUCAUAUUCAACGGAAGAAAGAGAAUGGCUGAGCAUGCUUAUGUGUCUAAUAGAGCCAAUGAGGAGAGGAAAAAACGUCCUUCAUAUAGACCUAUAAUUGAGCAUGAUGUACUUCCUAAGAAACAAUCAUCUAACCAGGAACAAGUAAGAAUAAGACGAAAGAGGAUUUAUUGGCUGAAGAAAGAGAUUACAAAUGCUGAAGAAUGUCAUAUUGUGGGAAAAAAGUUGAAAAGAACAACUUUAAAGGUUAUGAGGGAUAUAAUAGAGGAACACAUGGAUGAAAUUAAGCAAGCAGGUGGAAUCAGUUGUUUUGUGAAGGGAGAUGAAGAGGUAGGGAUGGAUGCUUUCAUCAAGACCCCUUGCACAGGAUCUUAAUAUGAAUUGUAGGAAAAACAAUAACAAUUUAUUUGAAGCAACUAGAGGUAGCCCAAACCAUUACAGGAAACAAUCUCACUAUGGUCGUGAUAUCAAAUCUACAAUAUUUGAGGAUGCUUUGACUAGAGAUCAUGUGCUAAUGAAGCAGGGCCUUCAUGGGCAUCGUGAUAAGCAUGUUGUAGAGGAUCAUUCUAGAAGCAUAGAAAGGCGCAGAAUUGAUGACCUGUCCCAUGAGAGCAACCAUAGAAGAGAGUGAGAAGAUGUGAAGUUGACUAGAACCAAACGUCAAGAGAUCAAAACAUCUAGCAGGUCCAAUUAUCACAAUUAUAGAUCAUCUUAUUCAUCAAGUUCUCAUUGAAGAAAAAUAUAAGUCUAUGAUAAUGCACAAUCUGUGGUAGAAAAUGCUUUCGAAGAUAGAUACGAGCCUU
This is a messenger RNA of Pistacia vera, 1044 nucleotides long. Its product is annotated as U11/U12 small nuclear ribonucleoprotein 48 kDa protein-like. Bases 266 to 616 code for a protein of 116 amino acids. The transcript has 4 exons. The record is from RefSeq and is a predicted model, not a curated record. Lineage: Eukaryota; Viridiplantae; Streptophyta; Magnoliopsida; Sapindales; Anacardiaceae.